This is a messenger RNA of Diabrotica balteata, 249 nucleotides long. The record is from the annotation of a GenBank genome assembly. NCBI's taxonomy places the organism in Eukaryota, Metazoa, Arthropoda, Insecta, Coleoptera, Chrysomelidae.
AUGCCGAAAAAGAAUGCAACGCGACAAGAGAAGAAACAAUUGUUAAGUCGUAUAAAUAAACAAGUAAUUGUGGAAACAGUGCAAGAGGACAUAAUGGAAGUAGAAAAUAUGCCAGCUAAUCCGGAGCCCGUGAAUUUUACUUUAGAGCAAGAACUUGAGAUUGAACUGAAACGAGAUAGAGAAAUCUUUUAUAACCAAAAAAAAGCUGGUUCUCAAAAAGAUUACGAAAAGAUUUUAAAAAGGAAAUGA